Molecule: messenger RNA, 583 nt
Organism: Eurytemora carolleeae
Lineage: Eukaryota; Metazoa; Arthropoda; Copepoda; Calanoida; Temoridae
Exons: 4
Coding region: 57-452 (131 amino acids)
Source: RefSeq, a predicted model, not a curated record
UGAAUAAUGUUGGGUUUCAGGAUUUAAAUAGUUUAAGAGAAUAUCAAUAUUGAAUAAUGUUGGGUUUAAGACUGGUUUCAGUUCUCUGCCUCCUGCUAGCAGUAGAUCUCAGUAUGCAGCAAGCAAGCACUAAUGCGCCACCUGCAUCAGGCCUUAAGUGUUUCCAAUGCGGAGGCAAGGAUAACAAGUGUGACUCUAUGGAAAGUUUAGGAGCUGAGGUGACUUGUAAAGCUGGAUCAUAUACCUGCCUUGUCGCCAAAAGUUCCGAUGCUGUAUAUAGACGGUGUGGUAACCCUGCUGAAGUAAACCCUGAGUGCACUAAGAUUGCAGUUGGAACCCUGUCUGUAGCUGAUGCUGAGGCCUGCUGGUGUGAGGAGGAUCUGUGUAAUGGAAGCAUGAAGGUUACUGGAAUAUCUGCACUUCUCCUAGUUUUUAUCAUCAAACUAGUUUAAUUAUACUUUUCAUCUCAAACUUCUCGUAAAACAAUUGAGUCUUUUCCGCGAACACUUAUUUUCUAAUUCCCUUAUCUUUGCAACCCAAUAUCGCAGACCUUAAGUGUGUCAAACUAUGAAAUAUGUUUGAU